Messenger RNA from Syngnathus typhle (broad-nosed pipefish), 642 nucleotides. Its product is annotated as DELTA-sagatoxin-Srs1a-like. The transcript has 3 exons. Gene Ontology annotation, biological process: pore complex assembly; monoatomic cation transport; cytolysis in another organism. The coding region runs from base 31 to 561 and encodes 176 amino acids. Gene Ontology annotation, cellular component: pore complex. The record is from RefSeq and is a predicted model, not a curated record. Gene Ontology annotation, molecular function: channel activity. NCBI's taxonomy places the organism in Eukaryota, Metazoa, Chordata, Actinopteri, Syngnathiformes, Syngnathidae.
CGCCGCCACGUGACCCCGACCAAAGCCAGCAUGCCCGAGACGGCCGAGUCGCACGCCAUGCACCUGACCACCAACCGCAACUGCACCGUGGAGGUCCUCAAUCUGACCUCUGCGUUCUGCCUCCACAACCCCAAGUUGCACAUGGAGAGCGGGUUCUCCUACAGCCCGCCGCAGCCCACGGUGCGUGUGGGCCGCGGAGAGGUGUGCUCCUUCACCAAAGAUGACAACACGGCCUCGGGUGCCGUGGGCGUGCUCACCUACGAGCUCUUCCACAUGCACAAGAAGGAAUGCAACGAAAUGGUGGCCGUCAUGUUCUCCGUGCCCUUCGACUACACCUUCUACAAGAACUGGGUGAGCGUCGGCGUGUUCCCCAAGACCACGGCCACCGACCACAAGCUCUACGAGCUCAUGUACGAGUCCAAGGAGGAAAGCAACUUCAAGCGCCACCGGGCCGAUGGCUCGGGCGUAGAGCACCGCGGCCGCCAAGUGGACGUGGAAGCCUGCAUGUCCGACGAAGGCCGCGCCGUCCUCAAGCUGGAGAUCCACGACAAGGGGGUCUGAGGGGCCGCUCGCCUCGCACGGCGCGGGAUGGCAUUGGGUGACUUCAAUAAAAAGCGCCGCCUGGCCGGCACCCGAAGCAAA